Cryptomeria japonica (Japanese cedar) is the source of this 351-nucleotide messenger RNA. RefSeq lists its product as uncharacterized. Lineage: Eukaryota; Viridiplantae; Streptophyta; Pinopsida; Cupressales; Cupressaceae. Gene Ontology annotation, molecular function: RNA-DNA hybrid ribonuclease activity; nucleic acid binding. The coding region runs from base 1 to 351 and encodes 116 amino acids. The record is from RefSeq and is a predicted model, not a curated record. The transcript has a single exon.
AUGGAGGCCCUGGCUAUCAAAACUGCUGUUGAGCGGGGUUGCUCUCUUGGCUGGAGGAGGAUUAUCUGUGAGUCUGACUCUCAGAUUGUUGUGGAUAUGUUGAACAACCAGAGGUUGGAUGGUGUUAGUUGGCAUUUAGCUUUGAUGGUCAGACAGAUUUUAAGUGUAUGUAGCUCCUUGGAAUCUGUCUCUUUCUGUCACAUCCCUAGAGAAUGGAAUACCGUGGCUGACUGCUUGGCGAAGUGGGCCUCGGAGAAUGGGGAUGGUUGGGAUAUCAGUGGUAGGGGUGAGUUACCUUCUGAUUAUCGAGGGAUUUUGGAGAGAGCUUUAUUGGAAGACAGGACUAUGUAG